GCUGUGCUGCAGUGAGCCGCUGGAUGGCGCUGUGCGGACAGAGCUGUGCUCUCCUCCUGUUUCUCACGCCUUCUUCACCCUGCUCACCUCUCUACAGCCUGCUCCUGCUGAUCCUCCAAACCCCGUGAAAGAGACACCAGAGACCAGAGUAACAAGAUGAUAUGAGAAGAGAUGAUAGCAGAACCAACAUUAUUGUCCAGAUCAGUCCAAAAGGAGAACUCCACUGUUGAUGUCUCUUCCUGUACAUCUGCGAAUCACACCUCUGGUGUGAGAAAUGAGAACAGACAGAAGAAUGUGAGAGGGAAGAGGAAAGCCAGAGAAGGCUCAGAGAAUGCUAAGCGCAAGCAUUCCAAGUCCAGCAAUGGCAGUUUGGGCAGAGCAGAGAAUGAGCAGCUCAAAAACAGAGACAUUGAGGCUCUUACACUGUUUGAGGUGGUCACCAUGGGCAGGAGUGCCAUGCAGGCAGUGGUGGACGACUGGAUCGAGGCCUAUAUUAUUGACAGAGAACCAGCCCUGCUGGACCUCAUCAGCUUCUUCAUCCAGUGUUCAGGGUGCAAAGGGGUCGUAACUGCUGAGAUGUUUCAGAGUAAGGAGGAUACUGAUGUCAUGAGCAAGAUGGUGGAGGACCUGGAUGAGAGCUCAGGUUUACAGUACAAGAAGUUCCUGGCGUUCCCAUGGAUAUUGACGGUCACGUGGCCCAUGGACAUUGAGAGUGGUGAGUAUCCUCUGGUAAUGUCCGGCCUGUACUGGAAGAAGUUCCGCUCGCACUUCUGCGAGUUUGUCUCGGUGCUUGUCGCUCAGUGUCAGUACAGCAUUAUCUUCGACAACUACCUCCUGAACACGCUCAUCUCUUUACUGACUGAACUCUCAGCUUCAUGUGUGCGCGCCUUUAGGCACACCUGUACGCUGGCAGCUGUGAAGUUGCUCAGUGCUCUGGUGAACGUGGCGCUCAGCCUCAGCAUCAACGUGGAUAACAGCCAGAGACUGUAUGAGGUGGAGCUGGCUAAGACCUCCAGCAAACGAGCCUUACCACGCCUGGAGAAGAUUCAGAGGAAGAUCAGUGAGUUGCAGGACAGGAAGCUUGAAACAGAAGACAUGGUGGAUGCUAUCUUUAAAGGAGUCUUUCUGAAAAGAUACAGAGAUGUGAUUCCUGAAAUCAGGGCGAUCUGUAUGGAGGAGCUGACCGUGUGGAUGAAGCUCUACAGUCCUGUGUUCCUCAACGACACCUACUUGAAAUAUGUUGGAUGGAUGAUGCAUGACAAGCAACCGGAUGUGCGCUUGAAGUGCGUGCUGGGUCUCCAGGGGCUCUAUCAGGAUGUUCAUCUCAGCUCCAAAAUGGACCUUUUCACCAGUCGAUUUAAGGAGAGAAUGAUCUCCAUGACUCUGGAUAAGGACCAUGAGGUAGCAGUGCAGGCCAUGAGGCUGCUGAUGGUCAUCUCCCAAUCAUGUGAUGAUGUGCUGAGCCAGGACGACUAUAAACACUUGUUCCAGUUUGUGUACUCUUCUCACCGGCCGCUUGCAGCCACUGCAGGGGAAUUCCUCUACUCCAAGCUGCUAAGUAACCCUGCAGUGCUUCAGUUAAAGGAAGGAGCAUCAGAGGAGGACAAACACAGAGCACUGACCCUCGCCAGAGUCCGAGCACUUAUAAACUUCUACACUGAAAACCAGCUUCACCAGCAUGUGCUGUAUGUUGUGGACAGUCUGUGGGACAGUGCUGGUGAUUUCCUGAAGGACUGGGCCUCACUGACCUCUCUGUUGACUUCCCAGUCUUUUUCACCAGAGCAAGCUUUGAACAGUGCUGAUGAGACCCUGCUGAUUGAGAUUCUUUUGGCAUCAGUCAGACAGGCUGCUGAAGGACCUCCACUAGCAGGAAGAAGCACAGGCAAGAAGGUGAUCAGCACUAAAGAGAAGAGACUGCAGACUGAUGACUGUACGAAGCUUACAGAACAUUUCCUAAAGGUGCUACCUGAGCUGUUAUCCAAGUAUUUAGAAGAUGCUGGAAAACUGACCUCCUUCCUCAAAAUACCUCAGUACUUCCAAAUGGACUCCUGCGGGGAUGAAAACACGGACUCUCUACAGGCAUUGCUGGCUGGGCUGGAUGCUGCGGUGAGCAGACACUCAGAGGCAGGUCUGCUGGAAGCGGCUGCCCGCUCGUACCACGCCCUCUGUGCUGAAGACUCACGCUGGCAACAUCUGACAGCGUCCGCCAUGGACCAACUCAUUCAGCGCUGGACACAUACACUGGAAACAUGCUUAGAAGAAGCGCUGAGUGAUGGAGUGUUUGUAGCAGAUGAAGAAAGAAAAGUAGGAAUUCUAACUGCUCUGAAGAAACUAACUGCUUUCAACAAUGCUCAGGACCUGUCGAAGUGGGGGAUAUAUGAGGUGGUCUCCAGGCUGCUUGUGUUUGAAGUACAGCAUGGUGGCUUGCCAGUAGAGAUGAGCACCGAGGCUCUGCGCUGUGUCUGCUGCUGCAUCCUGUGGAACCUCAACAUGUUCGGAGAGACGUCGACCUCUAGGGAAACGGCACUUCACCAGAGGACACAGCUUCGAGGUUUUUGUGAAAAAUGUCACCGUUGUCUGUCGCACACAGAGCAGCAGGUUCGAGAGCAGGCGUUUAUGUGUUUGAGUGACAUCCUUGUAGCCCAUAACUACCAGCUGCAGAUGUGGGACCCCUCAGCAGGAGCCCCUCUGCUGUACACCCCGGAGCCCCGGCUCCAAAAAGCCCUGCUGAGCUUCGUCCUGGAGCACGUCUUCACCAGCCCUGAGCUGGACAGCCACAGCAGCAGAGGUAGUGAGAAUGGGAGUGUUGGGGUGAGUCGGCUGGAGGAUCUGCACAGGCGGAGGAAUCUGCUGGCUGCAUACUGUAAGCUGAUCGUGCACAGUGUGCUGGAGAUGAGCAUGGCUGCGGAGAUCUUUAAACAGUACAUGAAGUACUACAAUGACUUUGGUGACAUCAUUAAAGAGACUCUGAACCGGACCAGGCAGAUGGAUAAGAUUGAGAGUGCCCGCACCCUGGUUCUUUGCCUGCAGCAGCUGUAUCUGAGGCUGAAGCAGGAGCAGGACAGUGGAAACCCGUGCAGCUCUGGAGUUCAAACCUACAGCAGCAUUAAAGAACUGGCCAGACGCUUCUCGCUCACCUUCGGCUGGGACCAGAUCAAAUUCCGAGAGUCUCUGGCCAUGAUCCACAGAGAUGGUAUUGAGUUUGUGUUCCAGGGUUUUGUUCAGGAGUCUGAGAAGCACUCACCUCCCAACAUCUCCUACCUCACCAUCCUCAGCGAGUUCUCCAGCAAGCUGCUCAAACCUGACAAGAAGACCGUAUACAGUUACCUGCAAAGAUAUGCCGGCGAGCAGACCAUCAAUAACAGGGAGGAGUGCUGGAUGCCUCUCAUUUAUUACAGAGCGUCUCUCCAGGGCACGGCCGAGGGAGAAGACGCCGUGUCCUUCAUCAGCUCCGACACUAACAAACAGCCUUCUCUCACCAAUCGUUCCAAAUCCCCCUCCAUCAGACAGGCCACGUCUGAAGGAGAUACACGGUUUCCACCACCAUGUAUAGAAACAAAAGGCAGCAAGCAGCUGAAGAGUUUGGAGGAGGUAAAAGCUUUAGAGCAGGGUCCAGCUCUCAGAGAGCAUCCAAACAGUGGGGGACCGUCCUUCAUCCAGCCAGGGACCACCGUUGACGAGGUGGACGUGGACACAGUAGAAGUAGAUAUAUGAGGUCCAGGUUUAGUCCUCAUGUGGAGAAGUCUUGUUUUUUUUGUAAAUUAUACAGUUCGUUCCUUUUCAGUUUAUAGACUAUAAGACUUGGGACUGUUGGGACAGUCAUUAACAUUUACAUUAUUCAUGAUCACUGUAAAAAAAACACACGGUGCUGAAUAGACAUUUCUAUUUCAUUUUUUAUUUUAUUUUCCAUCAUGCAAAUACCAGCUCUAAGCUACAGUCUUAGAAGGUGCGACGAGUUUUGCUUGAAUAUUAGAUCGGGUAUGUUAAAAGUCUGUCAGGGAAGAAAAAAACGAAAAUAUUGGUUCUAAUUAUUUAAUUGGCACUUUGAUUAAAUGUAGAUGAGUUUACAUUUUACAUUUAGACCUGCUGUCUUGGAUUGAAUAGACAGAUUGAAAAGCUUUAACUACUUUAGUGAGACGUUUUGUAAUAAGCUGAAUCGAUCCAUUGUUGGAUAGAUGUAUUACAAAAUUAAAUAUUACGAUAUUGAGUAUUAAUUACAGGACUGGGCAGGACAAGAGACAUGUUUUCUUGAUUAUCAAAGUGAAAGAAAAUAAACAGAUCCUCUGCAGGAAAAAAAAAUAUAUGCAGAUUUCAUUUUCCAGCAGCACUUGGCACAAUGCCAAAAGUACCAAUUGGUCUUAUAUAAUAAUCUAAUUUUCUGAGAAACUGAUUUUUGGGUUUUCGUUGGCUUUAAGUCCUAAUCAUCAACAAUAAAAUAAAUAAACACUUAAAAUAGAUCAUUUUCUUUUUUUUUACAUUUUGAACAGAAUUGCUGAAAUAAAGUUACUUUUCAAUUAUAUAAAAAAUAUUAUAUAAAAAAUAUUAUAUAAAAAAUAUUCUAAUUGAAUAGAGCUUAGUGCUCCACAGCCCACAGCUGGGGGUUAACACUCGUCUGGUUAAUGCAGAUGAUGAUAUAUUAGGCUUGGUUCUACAUUUUAUUCAGAAGUAUUCAGACAAUUCCUUCAAAUUACUGAACCUGUAAAUUCAGAUUCCCAGACAUGGAUUAAACUCAGUUCUAAAUUACACAGAUAAUUCUUAUUCAGAAUGCUUUAUAGACCAAGACCAAGCUUAAUCCCUGUCUGGGAACCCCGUUCUUUAUAUAUAGAAACACAGAGAAUUCAGCAUAUUGCCCAGUUGUAGCUUUUGUCCUGCCCAGCACUUAAAAAAGAAAAAACACUGUUCAGGCAGAUUCUGUGUGAAAUGCUUUAAACACAAACAUCAGAACACUAAGAAUCCUUAUAUUAAAUAUAAUUUUGCUUAAAGUUGCUUUAAUAUUGCAUAUUUAGCCUUAUUUAGCACUCUGCUGUUUGUUAUAUACACUUCAGGUCUGAAUAGAUGAAUAAAUGCACCGUUUAUACUUUUAUUUAAGUAGAAUUAUAGAUUUGCAGUAUAAAAUUCCUUUUUUUUAAUACCAGGAUCCAGUUUUUGGUCAUCUUUAAUUUGAGGGACACAAAAGGUUGUUUUUUUGACCAACUGUGUGUUAUUGUUCAUUUGAAUUAUUAUUUGUUUUUGCUCUUUUAUUGUAUUAUAUCUGUAUAAUAACUUUAAUUUUGUAUUUUUUUGCAAAAGUUUGGGUACCCCACAGUCAAAUUUCAUUUCCUUCAUUGUCUUCCACAGAGAAACACUUCUGCCAAUAAUUAAAUCCAAAUUAAUAAAAAUAAAUACAUUUUGUUGAAUGUUAAAUAUUAAAUGCACAUAAAUUGUGCUCUUUUUUUUUGCACUUUUGCAUUUUACUUCUCCACUUGGAAAUUUGUUCCUUUACUAAAUCAAGAAAAUGUCAUUUGAAAAGAGUUGCCCAAACAUUUGCACAAUACUGUGUGCUGUAUAUUAUACUGUAUUUUAUGUAAAUUAUAGACAUACUUUUUGAUGAACAUUCUUUCAUUAAUCAGGGAUUAGAAACGAUUGGUUAAUGAAACCCAAUCAUUCAGAAAUGCAGUUGCGGAAAGUUGCGGUUGAAGAAAAUUGACUUUUCCUAAAAACUAUGUUUUGAGUAAAAUAAACAUUGUUUUAUUUUAUAAACUACAUACAUUUCUCCCAGAUUCUAAAUAAAAAUAUUGUCAUUUAGAGCAUUUAUUUAUAGAAAAUGAGAAAUGGCUGAAAUAAUAAAAAAGAUGCAGAGCUUUCAGACCUCAAAGUUCAUAUUCGUAAAGUUUUAAUAGUUCAGAAAUCAAUAUUUGGUGGAAUAACCCUGGUUUUUAAUCACAGUUUUCAUGCAUCUUGGCAUCAUAUUCUCCUCCACCAGUCUUUCACACUGCUUUUGGAUAACUUUAUGCUGCUUCACUCCUGGUGCAAAAAUUCAAGCAGUUCAGUUUGUUUUGAUGGCUUGUGAUCAUCCAUCUUCCUCUUGAUUAUAUUCCAGAGGUUUUCAAUUUGGUAAAAUCAAAGAAAAACAUCAAGUGGUCUCUUAUUUUUUUUCCCAAAGCUGUAUAUACCGGUAGUUAAAAUACAUACUGUGCCCUAGAAUAAAAUACUGUACUUGUGAAAUUGUUUAAACUACAGUAUAGUACACUCUAACCAGAGUAUACUGCAUUUCUACUAAGAGAACCUUUUAAUCAGUCUGUGCAAACUGGUGGCCCUGCCUUCAUUAACAAAACGUACCAAUACAGUCAUAACCAUUCAACCAUUCCAAUUAAAUAAUAAAAUCCAGUUUUAGGAUUGUGGCUCGAGAGACGCCUGCUCUAAGAUCGGUCAUGUUAUUGAAUACGUAUUGAAGUUUGGAUGAAUGAAUGUGUGAACUGUACAUCAUCAUACUUGACUGUUAUUGCCAACCAGCAUCUGUGUAUUGGGUCUGUGGCAGCUGUUCCAACAGAUAUCCAUGUUUCUAUGUACCGGUUUGUAAAAUACUGUUUCUUUUUUUUCCAUUAAACUAUGACUUUAAUAAUAAAUGCAACCAUUAUGCAAAUGUA
Molecule: messenger RNA, 6626 nt
Organism: Astyanax mexicanus (Mexican tetra)
Lineage: Eukaryota; Metazoa; Chordata; Actinopteri; Characiformes; Acestrorhamphidae
Product: cohesin subunit SA-2
Exons: 32
Coding region: 172-3714 (1180 amino acids)
Biological process (GO): sister chromatid cohesion
Cellular component (GO): chromatin; nucleus; cohesin complex
Molecular function (GO): chromatin binding
Source: RefSeq, a predicted model, not a curated record